AUUUCAACUUGCAUCGCGAAGUAUCUCGGGGCGGACCAAAAAGCCUGGUGGGACUCGGAUCGUUGAACAUCAUUGACAUGGUGCAUGAGGGGCCUACUACUAUGGCAGAAUUGAGGGCUUAAUAUGGCGUAUGUACGCAAUAGAAUCUUCCUGAUUCAAAGGUUCUUCAACUUCUGUACCUUCAGCCUGAAUCGACCACGAGUAAUUGCGUUGCAUCAGACCUAUCGCCAACAUCAUUCUGCGAUAAGCUCACAGAAUACUUCCACUUAUGCUUAAUCGAAGCGGCCACUGCAGUUCAAGCCAUUCGCCUUUGUCCUCAACCUCAUCCCUCGAAAUGUCUUUCCCGUACAAGAGCGUUCUCGUGAUCGGAGCGACCGCCGGCAUCGGCCUCGCACUGGCGGAGCGCAUGAUCGAGAACGGCAUUUUCGUUAUCGGCGUCGGCCGCCGGCAGUCCAGACUGGAUGAAUUCAUCUCCAAGCACGGGUCCGACAAAGCAGCCGGCUCGCAAUUCGACAUCACAAACCUCGAUGGCAUCAAGUCCUGGGCCGAGAACAUCGUGGCAACUUACCCAUCCAUCGACGCUGUAGUCCUUAACUCGGGUAUUCAGCGCGCCCUAGAUUUCACGGAUCCGGCCUCUAUCGAUCUGUCCCUCGUACAGCGCGAGCUAACAACAAACUACACAUCCUACAUAUCCCUCAUCACCCACCUCCUCCCACAGCUGAGAUCGCAAGCUCCCAAACCCACCGCUCUACUGGCCAUAACCUCCGGCCUAGCCCUCAUCCCCAUCCCACGCGUCCCCAACUACUGCGCCACCAAAUCAGCACUGCACUCACUGUGCUGGUCCCUACGCACGCAGUUGUACAACCACGAGGGCAGUAAACAUAUCCGUGUAAUCGAGAUCGCGCCGCCUGCCGUGCAGACGGAGCUGCAUACGCAGCAGGGGUUGGAUCAGUUCGGAAUGCCGCUCGAAAAGUUCACCGACGAGGUUUGGGAGAGGUUGAAUAAGGGGGAUGUCGAGAUCGUGGUUGGGCGUAAUCGGGCGCAGUGGGAGAGUGUCGAGGGGGCGAGGAGGAAGAUUUAUGACGACGUUUUACCGGCGUUCGGAUUUAAGCCUGCUUCGCUGUGAGAUAGUGUGUCGAUUUGGGGUUUCUGUUCGUAGGCGUGCGGAAUCAAGUGUGUUUGGAUAGCUGCUGGCCUGCUCGUGUUGAUGCUUGUUGCCAACUACGCGAGCUUACGAUCGAGUACGGCAGGUGAGUGUCGAAGUAGAUGACAGCUGAGAAUAGAUUGGCAGGUGCCACGAGCCGUCGCUGGGCUGGAGCGGGCCUAGCCUGCCUCCACGGCAACUUCCUUGGGCUAUAAGAUUGCACCCGAGGCCUUCAAGCUUUCUAUCAACAGCAGGGCAGUAUAAUAGCCAACCUGCCUCGGUCUAUAAGUGUCAACAUUGGAAUAGCAUGAAUAAAUGCGCCAAGACCGAGCGUAAACAGACCAGGUACAAUACCUAAGGUCUUGGCCAAAGUUCAGAACUUAGAACAUAACGCGUUCCGAG
Molecule: messenger RNA, 1546 nt
Organism: Pseudomassariella vexata
Lineage: Eukaryota; Fungi; Ascomycota; Sordariomycetes; Amphisphaeriales; Pseudomassariaceae
Exons: 2
Coding region: 269-1126 (285 amino acids)
Molecular function (GO): oxidoreductase activity
Source: RefSeq, a predicted model, not a curated record